GACCAAGAUGGCGUCCUCCGUUCGGGCGGAAUGAGGGGCCGCCGACCGGGAUUUCGAGGCGGCCGUACCGGCACCGGUACCUCCUCGUCCGAAUAGACUGCGUCCCGCUGUCAGCUUUCACCACCCCCCUCCCCCCCCCUCCCUUCCCCCUCCCCUGCUCUCUCCAACCCCCCCCCCCCUUCCCCGCGGGCGGAGGGGGUUUGGGGGGGGGGGAAGGGGGAGAGGUGUCAGACUCUGGUUAUACUGAGUGGAGCCGGGCCGCAGCAUGGCUGGAGCCAGCCUCCUGGAGGACCUGCUGGAGGAGGAGCAGGGCGACAUGACCGACUGGAACCUCCCGGUGGCUUUCGUAAAGAAGCGGCACUCGGAGAAAAUCGAGGGAUCCAAGGCGGUCACCCAGAGCUGGCGUAUGAAAGACCGGAUGAAAACUGUCAGUGUUGCCUUAGUUCUGUGCCUGAAUGUUGGUGUGGACCCCCCAGAUGUGGUGAAAACUACUCCCUGUGCUCGUUUGGAGUGUUGGAUAGAUCCACUGUCCAUGAGCCCACAAAAAGCAUUGGAAAGUAUUGGUGCGAAUUUACAGAAGCAGUAUGAAAAUUGGCAACCAAGGGCCAGAUAUAAGCAAAGCCUGGAUCCAACAGUGGAUGAAGUUAAAAAACUUUGCACGUCCCUGAGACGCAAUGCUAAAGAAGAGCGUGUGCUUUUCCAUUACAAUGGACAUGGAGUGCCAAGACCGACAGUGAAUGGCGAAAUCUGGGUGUUCAAUAAGAAUUAUACCCAAUAUAUUCCUCUUUCUAUAUAUGAUCUUCAGACUUGGAUGGGAAGCCCCUCAAUAUUUGUGUAUGACUGCUCGAAUGCUGGAAUCAUAGUGAAGUCAUUUAAGCAGUUUGCAUUGCAGAGGGAACAGGAGUUGGAGGUUGCAGCUAUCAAUCCAAAUCAUCCACUUGCACAGAUGCCUUUGCCACCAUCAAUGAAGAACUGUAUCCAGCUGGCUGCCUGUGAGGCCACUGAACUUCUGCCCAUGAAUCCGGAUUUACCAGCAGAUCUUUUCACUUCCUGCCUUACUACACCUAUCAAAAUAGCAUUGCGCUGGUUCUGUAUGCAAAGGAGUGCCAAACUGGUGCCUGGAGUUACACUGGACUUGAUAGAAAAAAUUCCAGGAAGACUUAAUGACAGGCGAACUCCCCUUGGAGAACUCAAUUGGAUUUUUACAGCCAUAACGGACACCAUAGCUUGGAAUGUAUUACCAAGAGAUCUCUUCCAAAAAUUAUUUAGGCAAGACUUGUUGGUUGCCAGUUUAUUCCGGAACUUUCUCUUGGCUGAAAGGAUCAUGAGGUCAUAUAACUGUACCCCUGUCAGUAGUCCUCGGCUGCCCCCAACAUACAUGCAUGCUAUGUGGCAAGCUUGGGACCUCGCAGUGGAUAUUUGCCUUUCGCAACUUCCUACCAUCAUUGAAGAGGGAACAGCUUUUCGGCAUAGCCCAUUCUUUGCUGAGCAGCUAACAGCGUUUCAGGUCUGGCUGACAAUGGGUGUUGAGAACAGGAAUCCUCCAGAACAGUUGCCAAUCGUCUUGCAGGUGCUGCUUAGCCAGGUCCACCGUCUGCGAGCACUGGAUUUGUUGGGAAGAUUUUUAGAUUUGGGUCCCUGGGCCGUGAGUCUAGCAUUAUCUGUUGGUAUUUUCCCAUAUGUUUUGAAACUGCUUCAGAGUUCAGCUCGAGAGUUAAGGCCCCUCCUGGUUUUCAUUUGGGCAAAGAUCUUGGCUGUAGAUAGUUCUUGCCAGGCUGACUUGGUGAAGGACAAUGGUCACAAAUAUUUCCUUUCUGUUUUGGCAGACCCAUACAUGCCAGCUGAGCACCGAACGAUGGCUGCCUUUAUUUUAGCUGUCAUUGUUAAUAAUUAUAAUACAGGACAGGAAGCUUGUUUACAGGGAAAUCUAAUAGCGAUCUGCUUGGAACAACUGAAUGAUCCCCAUCCUUUACUGCGGCAGUGGGUGGCUAUUUGUUUGGGGCGUAUCUGGCAGAACUUUGAUGCCGCUCGCUGGUGUGGUGUAAGAGACAUUGCACAUGAGAAAUUGUACAUUCUUCUCUCAGAUCCGAUACCAGAGGUGCGUUGCUCUGCUGUCUUUUCCUUGGGCACAUUCGUUGGGAACUCAGCAGAGAGAACUGACCAUUCCACCACUAUUGAUCACAAUGUAGCAAUGAUGCUGGCCCAACUCAUAAAUGAUGGAAGCCCUGUUGUUAGAAAGGAAUUGGUUGUGGCUUUCAGUCAUCUUGUCAUUCAGUAUGAAAGUAAUUUCUGCACCGUGGCUUUGCAGUUCAUGGAAGAAGAAAAGAACUACCCACUUCCCUCCCCUGCUAGUGUGAUAGAACCUGGAAAUUUCACACCAGUGCGUGAUGGGCCAGCAACUCCAAGGCUUCGUUCAGUGAGUUCCUAUGGGAAUAUCCGUGCUGCUACUUCGGUGCGGAACUUGAAUAAAUCUCUUCAGAAUCUUAAUUUAAAUGAAGAAACCGGUGGUUCAAACCCAUUCUCUCCUGGCUAUCUAAGCACCAGCAGUAGUGCCAGUAGUACCCUGGGAAGCCCUGACAAUGAUGAGUACAUCCUUUCUUUUGAAACCAUAGAUAAAAUGAGGAGAGUCAGUUCCUACAGCUCCUUGAACUCAUUAAUAGGUGUAUCAUUCAACAGCGUCUACACCCAAAUUUGGCGUGUUUUGCUUCAUCUGGCAGCGGAUCCUUUCCCAGAAGUCUCAGACCUCGCUAUGAAGGUGCUCAACAACACAGCUUACAAGGCUACAGUUAAUGCCCGACCACAACGUAUUCUAGAUUCCACAAACCUCACGCAGUCUGCACCAGCCAGUCCUACCAGUAAAGGAACACACAUUCAUCAAGUUGGUUUAAAGAACCUUUCUGAAGGGGUAGAGAGCACACCCAUGUCAAUCCUUGGAAGGAUAGAGAGAUGCAUUCCAAAGUACCUUGCCAUAUCUCUUAAUCUGUUGGAAUAUAUUCCAGAGGAGCAUGAUGUUGAAAGCCUGGUUCGGAAGGAACGCGAAUGGAGAUUUCUACGUAAUGGACGUGUUAGAAAACGAGCUGGUUGGAUUAUAGAGAAAGGUAUCACAAGAUUAGAUGACCAGAUCUUUAUAAACAGAAACCCAGGUGUCCCUUCUGUGGUGAAGUUUCAUCCUUUUACUCCAUGUAUAGCAGUGGCUGACAAAGACAGUAUAUGCUUUUGGGAUUGGGAGAAAGGAGAAAAACUUGACUAUUUCCACAAUGGGAAUCCCCGAUACACCCGGAUCACUGCAAUGGAAUAUCUGAAUGGACAGGAUUUCUCUCUGCUCCUCUCUGCCACAGAUGAUGGCGCCAUCCGGGUUUGGAAGAACUUCGCAGAUUUGGAAAAGAAUCCAGAGAUGGUGACUGCGUGGCAAGGGUUAUCUGACAUGCUCCCGACCACCAGAGGUGCUGGCAUGGUUGUAGACUGGGAACAGGAGACUGGUCUCUUAAUGACUUCAGGAGAUGUUCGCAUUAUUCGUAUCUGGGACACAGACCGAGAGACAAAAGUACAGGAUAUUCCAACUGGGGCAGACAGUUGUGUGACCAGUCUUUCCUGUGAUUCUACUCGUUCCCUAAUUGUUGGUGGCCUUGGAGAUGGCUCAGUCCGCAUCUACGAUAGGAGAAUGGCUCCGAGUGAAUGCCGUGUAAUGACUUACAGGGAGCAUGCUGCAUGGGUGGUAAAAACCUAUCUACAGAAGUCUCCUGAAGGCAAUAUCAUCACUGUGAGUGUAAAUGGAGAUGUGCGAUUUUUUGAUCCACGGAUGCCUGAAUCAGUGAAUGUAAUUCAGACUGUAAAAGGAUUGACGGCUCUGGACUUUCAUCCACAAGCAAAUCUGUUUGCUUGUGGCUCCAUGAACCAGUUCAUAGCUGUAUAUAAUGCAAGUGGGGAUGUGAUAAGCAAUAUUAAAUACUAUGAUGGAUUUAUGGGGCAGAGGAUUGGAGCCAUUAGCUGCUUGGCUUUCCACCCGUAUUGGCCUCACUUAGCCGUUGGAAGCAACGACUACUACAUGUCUAUAUAUUCAGCAGAGAAACGAAUUAGAUAACAAUGAAUCACACAGCCUUGCUUGUCCACUUUACGGAACUUGUGAUCGAUGCAGAUGCUGUAUAUUACUUCUAAUGUACAUAUAAAAUUAUUUACUUGAACGUCUGGUGACAGCUGCUGCAAGACAUGACUUGAACAACUUUCUCAUUAAAUAUUUCAGCUACUGUAGGACAAUUCACUGCAAUGGUCACGGUAUGUCUUGUUGUAAGAACAUGGCUGCCAAGCUUUUUUUUCCAAGACUUGUCUAGACCUUAAAUUUUGUUUAUUUUUAUUUUUGUUUCUUUUGUGAAUUAGAUUUUAGCAUUCAAAUUAAUAUAAUUUACCCAGUCAUGACUGCCCGAGGAUGUUGUAACAACUGUGCAUAAAUUAUAAAUCCUAUCAGCUCCCUUGGUAGGCAAGUCUUUUGAAAAAGACGAAUAAAACCUUGGCUCACCAACCAUAUUAAAAUGCUAGUACCUACUCUGGUAGACUAUUAAAAAGCUCACAUCUUUAAUGUGUGGUGGUAUCUUUGUGAGCAUUAUUUUAUCCAUAAAUUGUAGCAGUUCCACACAAAAAAAUCAUGAUAUUCUGAAACAUUGUACAGACUUCUCUAUGAUUUGUUUUACUUUUUCCCUUUUUUUGUGAUUUAAUUUUACAAAAUAAUUGCUAAUUGUAAUAGGAAACUCAAAUCAAAUCGCACAAAUAACCAAUGAUGGAAAAGGAGACCUGAGCAGAACCUGAGUGAUACUCUCUCAUCUGUUGAAUGUAAAUAAAACCAUUUAAAGGAAGUGGAAACUCGCCUGUGAAUGUUACUCUAGCGAUAAUUCAUGCACCCAGUCUUUGGACUGAUAAGAAGACUGAACAUUGAGACUAGUGUGAUAUUGUUGUUUGUUUGUCUUUAUAUUUUAAUGUAAAGCUGAUGCAGCGUGCAUAUUAUGAUCUGACAUUUAUAAAGCUAUGUAGUGGAAUAUUGUUUUAUUAUGUGCAUUAUUGAUUUGAAACAAAUUCAGCAUUGACUUUUUUAAAAACUAGGCAGUUGUAAUAUUAACACUAGAUAAGCAGUUGAUCACAAUCAAACUCAGCUCAUAUUUAAGUAAAAUAUUAAUUUUUAUGCUUUUUACAAUGCAGAAGAAAUAUUGGUUCUCAAGUUGCCCCCACAGUUUUAUCUUGGUUUUUGCUGCGUAAGUUGAGAGCAAUUUUGAGAAAAAAAAUACAUAGAAUUCACUACUUCACAUGUCCAUUGAGUGAAAGUUAAGGAGAGUGAAGGAUGCCUUUUUGAUUGCAAUCUGUUUGUAUAGUUUCAGAUACCUUUGCAUGGAAAUACGAUUUAGAGUCUAAACCACGCCUUGUGUAUUAUAAGCUGGUGUUUCUCAGCUGAACUACUGAAUUGAAAUUGGUUUGACGUGGGGGUUUUUUCAACAGAAACCAAAGCUUUAUUAUAGUGGCAUGCUUUCAAGUUACUCAUAUGAAUCCAGAAACACAUCUAUAUUAUCAUUUCAGAAAUUAAAGACUCAAUAGUUGGAAAAAGCUUUUUGUUUAAAUCAUAUCUGGCUUCAUUCUGAUGCUGUUAAAAUACAUACCGAGUUUAAUCCAGUAAUUGUUUCCUGACAUAAAAAGUCAGCACAGUUAAAAUUUUUGGCAUUGACAACUAUCUGAAAUAAGAUAACUGUGUGUUGCAAAAUAUACUGGAAUCCAAAACGCAUUCAUCAAAUUUGAUUCUUUGCUCUGAAACAAUGUGGAAAAUCUUUAGUUUCACUCAAAUGUAUUCUAUCACCUUUUUACAGUGAAAGCACAAAAUUAUAAAUGAAAAUAAAUUGGGUAGAUGUAAAAGGAAAAUAAGCCUGCAUAGAUUGAAUAUCCAUAUACGUGCUGUAUCUAUGCAAAUGAUUUGGAGUUGACUCAAGUAUUUUUCUCCCUGGAAUCUACUGACCUUUCAUUCAAGCUAAAAUGGAAUGCCUCAGACUGAACGUUAUUUAGCAACCAGAAACUACUCAUUGAAUAAUUUAGCUAUUUUAUUUGUAGCAAUCUUGUCCACAGCGUGUGCUACAAAUUAGAGCACAGUGCUUAGGAGCAUUCAAGGUUUCAGUCUUUGUGCAUAGUGUAGAACCUUGGGGAGGACCUGAUAUUUAAAGGUAUGUUCCCAUUCACUUUUACAUUGCUCAGUUUGCAACUAAUUGAUUUUGGAUUAUCAGUAAACAAGACAGCAACUACAAAUCAGCAUUUUCUAGCCUUUUGACCUGUGGGAUUAUAAGCAAGAUAAAUUAGCAAGGAAAAAAGAUUAUUGCAAAUAGGAGCUCCUUUAUCUUGACAUUUGUAAGCUGGAUUUCAAAUCUUUAGCCCCACAGAUCUUUCACAGGCCAUAGUUUAAACAUCCCUGGUUGGUGCCAAAUGCAUUUUGAUUGCAGAUUCUUUGGCAUUUAUUAGGUUUCUGCCUCUAAAGACCCUGUGUUGAGAAGUUGUUGAAGUAAUUCUCUUUUAACUGAGGCAGUGACUUAUGUUCAGGCUUUAGAUGACAAUUCAUAUGUUACCUACAGUCUGAUAUAACAAAAUCCUAAGAAGAAAAUAGGACAGGUUGUGACAAAAAUUCAAAAUGUAUAAAACUUCUUAUCCGUUUGGAACUCUUUUUUCAAAUAGUUAUCGUAAUCUAUCACAAUUUAGUGAAGUGUACUGUGAUUCCAGAUGUAUUUCAAAGCGUAAUCUUCAUGACAACUCACUCCACAUAGUUGUGAAAAAUAAUUUUCCACAUGUUCUCUUUUGCAAUUUAGUUUCUUUAAAGAAAAACUCUGGAAAUUACAUUGUGUGGUUCCCAUUGGGUUGAAUUAAUUUUUUCUUUUUAAAUACCUGCCUGCUUUCUGAGAAUGAAUUGUUGUAACCCCAAAUCUUCAAUACUAGGAUGUAGCUGCAAAUAAAUUUUUUAUGUCACCUUCCUUUGGCUUCUUCAAUAUGCUGUUUUUAUUUAUGUAAUUAAAAUCGACUCAAAUAUUCCCAGUCAAGAUUUACUCUGCAUCUUCUACAUUCAAAGGUAUAGUUCCUUAAAUAAUGAAUAAUGUCUUUUAUUUGGCAGUUGAAAUCAAAUAGGCAGCUUUCUAAGAAAUAAUUUUUGAACAAAUUUUGUCAAGAACAUUUGCAUUUUUUCAUAUUUGUUUUUCAAAAAUGCAUAUAUACCCACUACUGAUUUGCAAUAGUUUAGCUUUGUCACUUUUGUGAGAUUUAACAUACAGUAUCAGAGCUGCAUGCUUUCUUGGCAACAGCUGAAUGGUGAAAUGUGGAAUUAACAACCAAAUGGGUUUGAUGUGGGGCACAGAAAUAUAUCAAUCCUUUUACUUUCAAAUAAUUUGCUGAAACCAAGUUAACGUGAAUGUGUCUAUUUGAAAUCCACUAACCUUGGUUUUGUGUAAUCUAUUCUGUUUCUGCUGGGGUGUUCCUUUCAUCCAUUUGUUGUCUAUUUACUGCAUAUGGAUUUCAUAUGCCGGGCAUUAAAUCAUUGAGGGAGGAUAUAUUGAUGUGAUACCUCAUGAGCCACUGUUUUGUAUGUCUGCUUUUUAGAUGAAAGUGCACAAUUAAAACUAUAUUGGUGAAUAAAUCAA
Molecule: messenger RNA, 7646 nt
Organism: Rhincodon typus (whale shark)
Lineage: Eukaryota; Metazoa; Chordata; Chondrichthyes; Orectolobiformes; Rhincodontidae
Gene: rptor
Product: regulatory associated protein of MTOR, complex 1
Exons: 33
Coding region: 266-4081 (1271 amino acids)
Biological process (GO): TORC1 signaling; positive regulation of cell growth; positive regulation of protein serine/threonine kinase activity
Cellular component (GO): TORC1 complex; cytoplasm
Molecular function (GO): protein binding; protein-macromolecule adaptor activity
Source: RefSeq, a predicted model, not a curated record